AAUUGCCAAGAACCCUAAAUCCUGAACCACGGGCAAAUUUUCGCAAUUUUUUUCCAGAGAAUUCAAUUGAAGAAGGAUUGAUGUAACUGCGGUUUUUCAUGAUAAUGACUCUGCAUAUAUGCAAAGGAUUUGUCCUUUUCUCUUCCAAGAACGCUUCAUUUUUCACCAAUCCCCAUUUUUCUUUAUCAUUUUCUCUGCUUUUCUUCUCUUCCUCGACCAAAAAGCAAGCGAAAAAUGCUCCUGCGGUGUCUGAUUUCCUACUACACAAACACAAGUUUUCUCUUGAAACAGUUUCACAAGUUUCAUCUGUUUUAAACCGUGUAAAGAGUCUAGAAAAAUCUGAUUCAAUAUUACAGUUCCUCAAAGAGAGCGGUUUUUCAAAGACCCAGUUGGAGAAAGUUGUGAAAACUCAGCCUGGGCUGCUUUCUGCAAGUAUUGACAACACCAUCAAGCCAAAAAUCAAGAUUUUCCAAGAUUUGGGUUUUUCUGCUAAUGACAUUGCUGAGAUAAUCUCAAAUGAUCCAGUGAUAUUGCAUCGAAGUGCAGAUAAAAGGUUCAUACCUUCAUUAUCAGUGUUGAAGAGCUUGUUGGGAUCCAGUGCAGAGGUAGCUAAGGUUUUAAAGAUUUCUGGGUGGUUUUUGAAAAAUGAUUUGGAGAAGACUAUGGUACCCAAUAUUGAAUUCAUAAAGAGCUGUGGUGUAGGGAUGGAGCAAAUUAUAAAGCACAUAUAUAGUUUUCCAAGGUUUCUUUUGCAUAGUCCUGAAAGUAUAAAAAAAUUUGUCAAAACUGUGGAUGAGAUGGGGGUCUGUAGAAGUUCCAAAAUGUUUAUUCAUGCUGUUCGAGUAGUUAGUUCAAUGAGCGACCAGAAUCUGGAAAUCAAGUUAAAGCUUUUCAGGGAUUUGGGAUUUUCGGAAUAUGAGAUUUUAGAAAUGUUUAGGAAGACCCCUCCGGUGUUUGCUGUGUCGGAGAGGAAGCUGAAGAAGGUAAUGGAGGUUUUGCUUGCAACAGGGAAGUAUGAUGUUUCAUGUAUUUUUAACAGUCCAACAUCAUUUAUUUGCAGUGUUGAAAAUAAGCUUAAGCCUAGGAUACAAGUUUUGUCGAUUUUGGAAAGUAGGAAUUUGAUUGAAAAGUGGCCCAGUCUUGCAACAAUGACUAGAAUGACAGAAAUUAGUUUUUUUGAGAAAUUUGUUUACCCUUUUUUGAAUGAAGUCGGAGAAGUAUACAUGGCAAACAAUACAAUCACAGCCAAAAGAAGCAGGAAACUUAAAGAUCAGAUUAAGAAGGAGCCGUAGAAUCUUCUAACCUUCUAUGACAUGAAUCUUCUUAUACAUUUUGUUGGGUAGUCUGAAUUAGCAGUAAACUGAAUAAUAUUUAGAAUAAUGAUUUUUGGGGCGACCACAAAAUUAUCGAUGAAAAGCUUAGUUUGUUGUCAUUGAUACCAAUGAUCUCUUUGUUAAAGUUGUGACCCUAUGGAACCAAUUAAAAUAAAACUGGUACUUUGUCGAUUUUCAUUUUUCCAUGUAUUCAUUUUUGUAUUUCUGGUUUCAAUCCAUAAUUUUUCACUGUCUAACAAAAUGAAUUAAGGAAAAUUUCUAGCUUGUUUGAAGCUAAGAUAUCAUAGUUUAGUCAAUGUAAUUGUUAUAACUGCUUCUAUGAUUACAUUGUUUUACUGAUUGUGUUAUGCAAAAUGCACUUGUAUAGAAGAAACUCAAUAUCUUGAUGAAUAAUGAGGCCUCCUUGAAUGAUGCUUUAAGCAGUAGUAUGCUUCCUAUA
Olea europaea var. sylvestris is the source of this 1773-nucleotide messenger RNA. RefSeq lists its product as uncharacterized. Gene Ontology annotation, cellular component: chloroplast. Gene Ontology annotation, molecular function: double-stranded DNA binding. The coding region runs from base 99 to 1292 and encodes 397 amino acids. The transcript has a single exon. The record is from RefSeq and is a predicted model, not a curated record. NCBI's taxonomy places the organism in Eukaryota, Viridiplantae, Streptophyta, Magnoliopsida, Lamiales, Oleaceae. Gene Ontology annotation, biological process: regulation of DNA-templated transcription; chloroplast organization.